Messenger RNA from Armigeres subalbatus, 5331 nucleotides. RefSeq names its product activated Cdc42 kinase-like (gene Ack-like). The transcript is spliced from 9 exons. The record is from RefSeq and is a predicted model, not a curated record. Gene Ontology annotation, biological process: protein phosphorylation. Lineage: Eukaryota; Metazoa; Arthropoda; Insecta; Diptera; Culicidae. The coding region runs from base 655 to 4923 and encodes 1422 amino acids. Gene Ontology annotation, molecular function: ATP binding; protein binding; protein tyrosine kinase activity.
AGAAAAACGGACUCAGAUUGAAUCGAAAAUCCGUCGCCGUCGGGUGUGUUUUAGUGUCCGAGUGCGCAUUAUUUUCCUUUUUAUUCCUCUGGUCCCAAGUGAAUGUCCGAGAUGAUUGGUGUUUUAAUGGCGUAAAUGUUUCGUGAUUCAUGUAAAACAGUGGCACAAGUGUUCGGCAAACGGCAGUAUUGAUUUAUCAAUCAAAAUUUUAGGAAAAUUUAAAAAGGUGGAUCGAACGAGAAUCGCUGAAUCGAAGUGAAAAUUUGGGGAAUUGGGGCGUGUGACCGUGUCUGACAGGCUGAAAAGUGAGAAAAAAUUUGUUAAAUUGUAUCGCACUCAGUAGUUUAUCCGUCUGGGAGUGCGUUCCAGUGCUGAAAAUUGGCAAUAUUUUAGUUCUAGUGGAACGGCUGGAGAAAUUUCGAACAGCAGUCGCAGAAUCAUCAGUAGUUCAGUUCAGACCGCAGUGGGGAGAGAGUGCUGCUGCACUUGGCUCGGCCGAAAGCAACACACAAAAAUAGCUUCCGGAUGAUGGCCGUGGCUGUAAUGACGACUACAACGACGAUGAUGAUGAUUGUAAUGACGGUUUGAACGACCUAAACACACGAAUCCAGAAAGCAUCAAGGAGAGCAUAUCGAGGGAUCUGGAAGAAAUCAAAUGAACAGCUUAGCAAUGGAACCGAAAACGAUGGACCUGUACGAAUUCCUAGUGGAAUCUGAACUACAACACUACUACAACUCGCUCAAAACCGAUCUCAAAAUCACCACCAUCGCACACCUCAAGUAUGCCACCGACGAGGACCUCCGGCAGGUGUGCGGCCUUUCACGACCCGAGAUCCGUCGGUUACGGAAGUACUACGAGAAGUAUUACCCGCACGGUUAUCUGAACAAAAUAAAACGCCUGCUGCAGGCGCCAAAAAAGGACGACAAUGGAGUGGGCAGCCCGACGUCCAGCGUGGAACCAUUGAAAACGUGCCCCUCGCCGAGUAAGAUUCCCAACAACAAACACAUCAUCCCGGCCGACGCCAUCACGGUGAACAAACAGCUGGGAACCGGAGAGUUCGGGAUUGUUCAGCAGGGUGUGUGGACUAAUGGCAACGAGCGGAUCCAGGUGGCCAUCAAGUGCCUCUGCCGGGAGCGUAUGCAGUCCAAUCCGAUGGAAUUCCUCAAGGAGGCAGCCAUAAUGCACUCGAUCGAGCAUGAGAACAUCGUGAGAUUGUACGGAGUGGUGCUGGACACCGAAUCGUUGAUGUUGGUCACCGAGUUGGCCCACCUGCGGUCUUUGUUGGAGUGCUUAAAGGACCCUGGGUUGCGGGUUAGCUUCCUAACGGUGCCCACGCUGUGCGAAUUUGCUGCGCAGAUUUGCAACGGUAUGAUGUAUCUGGAGAACAAACGACUGAUUCAUAGAGACUUGGCAGCACGUAAUAUCCUAGUUUUUAGUAAAAAUAAAGUGAAAAUUUCGGAUUUUGGACUCUCGCGAGCGCUUGGAGUCGGUAAAGACUACUAUCAGACGAAUUUUAAUGUUAAUCUCAAGCUUCCAAUCGCAUGGUGCGCCCCGGAGUGCAUAAACUUCCUUCGAUUUACAAAUGCAUCGGAUGUGUGGGCGUAUGGAGUUUGCUUGUGGGAGAUUUUCUCGUACGGUUUCCAACCUUGGGCAGCUUUAACCGGCCAUCAGAUUCUCGAAGCCAUAGAUGAACCAAAUUACCAACGACUGGAGAAACCCGAGUGCUGUCCGAAAGAAUACUACUCGCUCAUGUUGAAGUGCUGGCAACAUGAUGCUCUGAAGCGACCGAAAUUCACAGAAAUCUAUCAGCUUCUUCCGGAUAUGAAACCAGAACAGUUGAAAACUAUUGUUUCGUUUAGUGAACCCAAAAAAGAUCACUUGUUGUACAGGCAAGGCGAGAUCAUAACGGUGCUGGACAAAAGUACGAACUCCCCUUAUUGGAAAGGAGUACUCAAUUCGGGUAAAACUGGUUUAUUCAACCCGGCCAAUACGGUUGCCUAUUUGGAUAGUCUUCCAUCGUCCAUCAAUCGGGAUAGCUUUAGCAGGACAUCGGAACGAACGAGCAAGCGUAAGAUCCGAACAGAUAUGAUCUCGCGUCCACAGAACGAUCUUAAACACACGGGUCAUGUGGGGAUCGACGGAGCGUACUUCGGUGACGUGGCAUUUCUGGCCAGUCCGCAGAAUCUCCCCCGUCAGAUAGUGACCCCUUAUAAACCAUCCGAAGAUCUGGAACAAACGCCACUUUUACUACCACCUACUCCAACCAGUCCAGACUCGAUUCAGACAGCAAGUGGGUAUUUUUCCGAAACCCUUCAAACCGGUCAUCAGAACUUUGUCAAUGCUGGCGAAAACCACGACCGCUCGACUGUGGAUAGUGGUCUUGCCAGUGCGUUCGAUUUUCGAAACAGUGGGUUUAAAGAUAGCAAUCCGUUCAUUAACGUGGACGUCAAUGGGGAUUCCAGUUCGCACAAUCCAGUCAAGGAGGCAAAGUCGACAGACAAUCAGGAUCCCCAUGAGUAUCAUGAAAUCUCCGACGACGACAUACCCACAGAGAAGGUGUUUGACCACGGCACUUCUCUGCUGGACGAGGUGGUACACAUGAUCAAAUCGAUGUCGACGGCCACCGAACAACACCAGCAGCACCUUGCCCAAUCGCAGCCGCCCUUGUCGCCGGAUGUGGAAAACACCAACAAACGAAACGAAAUAGCCGAACUGUCUUCCAAACUGAAUCGUAAAAACAGUUCCAGCUCCGGUACGGUCAGCAAUAAGGGCGGACACAAGUCGAAAAAGAAAACCGGCAGCGUGAAACCUAUCUCUGUGAAGGACGAAAAGCUGCUGAACCAAGCAAUCGAAAUUGCUAACGAAAUCAGCGCAAAAUCAAUGACCGAUCUGGUAUCGGACUCUAGCCAGCAGACGUCGAGUCCGAAGCGAAAGUUUAGUUUCCGCUUUCCGCACAUUCACGGCGUCGUUGGGGGUGGCAGUGGCGGUAGCGGUGGCAGCGGAGGCAGCAGCCACCACCACUCGUCCGGGUCCGGCUCCAUGGGCUUGGGUGGGGGUGGUGGCGGCGGUGGUGGUUCAGCCGGUGGCAGCCGAGGCGGCAGCGGAUCCGACAAAGACCACCUGGCGUCUUCGUCUUCGUCCGGUCAUCAUCACCUGUCCGGGACGCUGUCGAGCGCGUACCGCGAGAGGCGAAACUUUUCCGAGGAGGCCAAGAAUGUGCCGGAUUUGCACAGUACCAUCACCGAAGAGCAUCGCCAGGCCUACAAUAGCUUAGUGGAAAAUCCUCAUGGCGGGGGAACCUUUCCACCAGACCUAAAGUGCUUCACCGCCUCUACCUUGCCCCGAUCGCGAUUCAACACUGGCAGCUCAUUUUCCUCCGCCACGGGAAGCUUCCGCUUCAAGGAGAUCGAUCUUACGAUCCCGCCCUCGCAUCCUGCACCGAAAUCUCCGGGGCCAUGCAGCUCAGACAGCAACCAAGGAGACGAAUCCAACCCGUUGCGCAUGCUACGUAGUAAGAAUUUCCCCGUGAUUCGACCACGCCUCAAAAUACAAACUCAAAACAGCGUUGAUGAACAUCUCGUAUCGCUUGAUGACAAAGACGGGCCCUGCGAAAGUCCCAGCUAUCUAACGAACCCAGAAUACACCUACAACAAUGCAGCAACCGGCGGUGGAGACGUCGAGCAGCCAACAACUCCUUCCGCCGCUAAUCCUAUUCCUCUACCGCCUCGCGAUCGCAACAAAGUCAUCGCUGCCAAUGCAAAACGCCACGUCCGAAAGCAUCCAUUGAUCAUCCCCGCUUCAGGUUUACAGCGAACUCUGAGCAAAGUCACCCAAGUUACUCCAGUGGAAGAGAAAACCGACGUAUUUACUGUCCCUACUGACGAUUCCGUCAAUCUCGAUUCCAACAACGUACUGUUGAAAUCAUCUUCCGAUUCUUCCAAACUUAACGAAAUCGGACAUUCUUACGUAAAUAAUAACAACAUGAUGCAUCAAAAAUCUUACGCGAAAGACUUUGUUGAGAACAAUUUCUCAAACAUUAAACCCCUGACAACUCUUCCGGCUACAAUCCCGGCCACAAGUACGAUCCUCACCAGGCGCCGUAACGAACGCGAUGCGGCCAAUCGACAGUCUCUUCCUCGCGAUCCAACCUACGAAAACCUAGACAUCUACCAGACCCAUCAGUUCAACAACAGCUUCAACGUCGACACUGCAUCCCUACACUGCGAAUCCAUCCUGGAGAACGAUUCGGAUAAGGUUGGCGACCUGUCGUCACCUACGUCGUCGAUCGACGUGGUAGACAGCUUCACAAGUGCCUUGUAUGAUAUCGAAAACAAGAAAACUACCAAACUAGUCGACGACGUGCUGCGCAAUGUCGACACAAUGGUCGACACAAAAACAGUGGACAAAAAGGAGUUGCUACGAUCACCGCCACCACCGGUGGGGCCGGCACCCACUCUCAACGCGGCCAUGGUAGAAUCGUUCAGCAACAGUCUAUCGCGGCCGGCACCGCCACCUCCCCCGCUAACAGCUACGUCGUCAACGGUUGCUCCGGCCGUAGACGAAAUCGACGGUAUGCCAACGUCACCGGCGUCCGUUUCGGAAGGCGAUCUGAAGAAAUCUCUCAGCUACGUCAGCUGCGAGGAUCUGCUGGAAUUUGCCGAGAAACCCAAGGGCCGAGCCCGCGGACUGGAGUCGGACGAAGUGCGGAUCAUGUCCAAGGUGCUCGGAAAGAAUAUUCCACCAGAGCAGUGCUUAUUAACGUUGGACUUCAUCGACUGGGACAUCCAUAAAGCGAUAAAGCUGUGCAAGCUGCAGAACAUUCUCUCCUCCUACAACCUAUCGCUGGCGGAAAGUCGUGAAGCGCUGGAAGGCUAUGACUGGGACCUACAUACUACGGCACUAAAACUGAAAACGCACAAAUAGUCAACAUACAUACACAAUCCGACCUCACCAGCGAAUCCAACAGAACACUCCAAUCGCAUCAUCAAACAAAUUCAAAUGUCUUCCUUCAGUGCAAAACAGACCUAACAAGUAUUAUCCAUUGCAGCCUCUCUUUUCUUGUUUAUAAGCUCUCUUACUCGAUAUAGUGUAGUCUAUCAGUUUUGCAUGUUUCCGUAAGUUCAAAUGUUGAGGAAAUAUCAAGCUCAAAGUCGAAACGAAACAAUUUCCAGUGCAGAUGCAUUUUAAGUGUUUUUAACAAAAGUGACUAUUUUUUACACAAAUGCUUACAAAAUUAUUACUCGAAUGAUUGCCAAAAUAGUUUAUUAAGUGUUCUUAAAGCCAAUUAAGUCAAAUAUACUCGUACAUUUUCGAAUGUUAUUCAUGAUUCUA